AACUGACAGUACGAGUAUUAUUCUCUGGUCGUCGUCACUAAGUUCACACAAUCCACAUAAUAUAUCUUGACUUGCAGACUUGAGCAGCAGAGAUGCCGGACAAAGAUGCUUCGACACCGAGGGUCUUCCUGAUCCGACAUGGGCAGACUUUGUGGAGUAUGUCAGGCCAGCAUACCGGCAAGACGGAUAUCCUCAUGACAGCAGAAGGCGAAGACCAAGUCAGAGGGACGGGACGUAUGGUAUAUGGUAAUGGGAAACUGUUGGAUCCCCAGAAAAUAGCCAAAGUCUUCGUCUCGCCCCGGACAAGAGCAAUUAGAACAUACGAAUUGCUAUCUGGACGAAACGAUGGUUAUGAAAUCACCGAAUCUCUCGCCGAAUGGGACUACGGCGAGUAUGAAGGUCUCAAACCUGCCGAGAUCCGCUCAAAGCGAAAAGAGCAAGGUCUCGAUACCGAACGCCCUUGGGAUAUCUGGACCGAUGGCUGUGCAGGUGGAGAAUCGCCCGCGCAGGUCACGGCUCGCAUUGAUAGUCUCAUUGCUGAGAUCAAGAAGCUGCAAGCACCUCAUAUGAAGGAUGCUGAGCCGAAAGACGUCGUCCUGGUGGCUCAUGGUCACCUUACCCGAGCUUUUGCAAGGAGAUGGUUGGGUUACGAUCUAUCGUUCCCACUCUCCCUGAUGAUGGAACCUGGAGGUGUUGGUGUGCUCAGCUAUCAGCAUCACAAUGUUGAGGAGCCGGCACUUUUGCUUGGAAUUGGAUUUCCCUUGCAACAGUGAUGGCAUUGUCGAUUUUGCGAUAAGAAAUGGGACGUUGGCAUCGUCAUUGAAGUAUAGAUGAGAGCAAUCCGCAGUAGUUUUCUGCAUGUCGCCCUGGCCCCGUAGUAGAAUCCGUCCACUUGGUUCCUUGAGCUCAGCGUCCUAGUAUGGCGAGCAUGCGAGAUUAGAUGCUGUCAUCCAUCAUCGAGCAAUGAUCCACGGCCAUGGUAAGCGUAUAAUCUUGUCAACUGUGAGAGUGUAUGAAUCUCUCUGCAUGUCCUCAGAUUGUUCUGACGUCCAGAUUGGCUAUGUAAUGACAUUUAUUGGCAGUUAAGUGGCGUACAAGCCGCCAGCUUCAUGUUGGGCUCCCGAGCAUCGCAAAAGUGCCGAGGUCGGAAUAGCUACUAGGCCUCCCUUGCGAUGCGAAGCCGAUCGGCCCAGCGCAAUGUAGUUAACAUAUGGUCAUUAGACAAGGCGUGCCUGUUGCGGUUCUCUAUGACUCUAUGAGAGCUUGUUGUGAGGUAGGUAUA
Sphaerulina musiva SO2202 is the source of this 1282-nucleotide messenger RNA. Its product is annotated as phosphoglycerate mutase-like protein. The record is from RefSeq and is a predicted model, not a curated record. Bases 93 to 773 code for a protein of 226 amino acids. The transcript is spliced from 2 exons. Gene Ontology annotation, molecular function: sedoheptulose-bisphosphatase activity. Gene Ontology annotation, biological process: ribose phosphate biosynthetic process. NCBI's taxonomy places the organism in Eukaryota, Fungi, Ascomycota, Dothideomycetes, Mycosphaerellales, Mycosphaerellaceae.